Molecule: messenger RNA, 2407 nt
Organism: Theobroma umbraticum
Lineage: Eukaryota; Viridiplantae; Streptophyta; Magnoliopsida; Malvales; Malvaceae
Product: protein ZINC INDUCED FACILITATOR-LIKE 1-like
Biological process (GO): transmembrane transport; regulation of stomatal closure
Cellular component (GO): plant-type vacuole membrane; plasma membrane
Molecular function (GO): solute:potassium antiporter activity
Source: RefSeq, a predicted model, not a curated record
GAUUGGUUGAAGUGUACUAGAGAACGAGGGUUGCAUGAUUUUGUCUGGUAAUCGUUCAAAAAAGUUUUGAUUAUUCUAUUUUCACUAAUCUAAAAGCUAUGGUCGUCUUCACUACUUUGACGUGCGCAAUGAUGUCUGCCUUUGAUACGUAGGCUGCUGCCCUUUAAAGAUGGAAAUUUAAGCCAAAGCAAAGCUCUUCUUGCGUCUUGAAUGAAUUGAAUAUUCUAAAUAUUUCCAAGUUUAUUUUAUUAGAUGACUUCAGUCAUUAUUGAGUCUAAUCAUCUUGUCCAAGUGAUAGAUAUUCCCUUUUUAUUAUUUUCUUUCAGACAACACAUGGAUUUAACUCGUCUUCUUCUGAAUGUUUACUUUCAAAUAUUUCAAAGUGGGAAGGGAGCUUGUUGAGCCAGCUCAAUGUUCAAUUCCUAGAAGAAUCUUGUCAAAAGAACCCACCUUCUUGUGUUUGUUCUCCACUCGCAUCGCAGCAGCACAUGUCUUUAUAUUCUAUCAGAUGAUUGAUUAGAGAGCACUUGGAUUGGGAAGACAAAGCUUAUUGGGCUCAAUAUCUGUUCAGCUCAAUAAGAAGCAUGGCACAAAAGUAUACAGAGCCGCUGUUAAAGAAGAAGUACCAUGAGAACUGCCCUGGAUGUAAGGUUGAUCAAAUGAAGGAGUUGCAGCGAGGCUUACCGCUUCGCCAACUCGUUUCCAUAUGGAUUGUUGUGCUAUGCGCUGCUCUGCCGAUAUCGUCUCUCUUUCCAUUCCUAUACUUCAUGAUUAGGGAUUUUCAUAUUUCGAAAAGGGAGGAAGAUAUUGGCUACUAUGCUGGUUAUGUGGGGUCUGCAUUUAUGCUUGGAAGAGCUUUGACAUCUGUACUAUGGGGAAUAAUUGCUGAUCGUUAUGGUCGAAAGCCUGUUAUAAUCAUGGGAACUAUUACAGUGGUUGUUUUCAACACUCUCUUUGGCCUUAGUGUAAAUUUUUGGAUGGCUGUAAUUACAAGAUUUCUUCUGGGAAGUUUAAACGGCUUACUUGGACCAAUAAAGGCAUAUGCAGUUGAAAUCUUUCGAGAAGAACACCAAGCCUUAGGCCUAUCAACUGUUAGCACUUCAUGGGGCAUAGGACUGAUUAUUGGCCCUGCUCUGGGAGGUUUUCUAGCUCAGCCAGCAGAGAAGUACCCGAAUAUCUUUUCCAAAGAUUCCCUGUUUGGGAGAUUUCCAUAUUUCUUACCUUGCCUCGCUACAUCACUUUUUGCCUUGGGAGUAACCAUAGCUACUUUCUGGCUUCCGGAAACACUUCACAAACACAAUGACAACGAUAGAUCAAGUGAUGAUUCGUAUGAUGCUUUGGAAGCUGCACCUCAUGAGUCUAGCUCAAAGGAAAUAACAGAAGAAGAUGAAGGAAGAGAAUCCACUUCUAAGCAAAGCCUCCUUAAGAAUUGGCCUUUGAUGUCAUCUAUCAUUGUUUAUUGCGUCUUCUCCCUUCAUGAUAUGGCCUACACAGAGAUAUUUUCAUUAUGGGCCGUUAGCCCUAGAAAGUUUGGGGGUUUGAGUUAUUCCACAGAGGAUGUUGGAGAAGUUCUUGCAGUCUCAGGUUUCAGCCUUCUUGUCUUUCAACUUUCCGUAUACCCAAUUGUUGAGAGGAUUCUUGGACCUGUAUUGGUGUCUCGUAUUGCAAGUGUCUUAACUAUACCACUUUUACAAAGUUAUUCUUACAUAGCCCUGUUGUCAGGGUUCACUCUCAGCUUGGUAUUAAAUUGUGCAUCUAUCAUGAAGAACGUUUUUUCGGUGUCAAUCAUAACUGGAUUAUUCAUUCUGCAAAAUCGAGCUGUGGAUCAACACCAAAGAGGAGCUGCUAAUGGCAUUGCCAUGACUGCAAUGUCUCUUUUCAAAGCAGCUGGUCCAGCGGGAGGAGGUGCAUUGUUUUCUUGGGCAGAAAAGCGUCAGGAUGCUGCAUUUCUUCCAGGCACUCAGAUGGUAUUUUUCAUCUUGAAUAUAGUGGAGGCAGUAGGUAUGCUGAUGACAUUCAAACCAUUUCUAGCUCAACAUCGCCAGUAAAGAAAGGCGAAUCAAAUUUAUUUCCACCGGAAAGGUUGGGAUAGUAUAAUCAUGAGCAUGAUUCUUUCAUGGGGUAAUACAAUGUACCUCAUAGGUGGUAAGAAAUUACAGUAAGUCAAUGAAUAUAUGCUUGGCUUCAGUUUUGUUCAAGAAAAGAUCAAUAAAAGAACCUACUAAACCUCAUUGUAUCCUUGUUGUCUCCUUACACACAUACAAUAUGUAAUAUUUAGUCAAUUCACCAAUCCUUCAUAGAAGUACAACAACAAAUUUGGUGUUUUAACUUAAAAAGACUGCUUAGCAGCUUUUGAAGAAUGCUAAUAAUUUGAAAUUUACAAUUCCCAUGGGGACAUUGAAAGCCA